AUAAAAUUGGCCCACGCCAGGGGCAAAGUUAUUAGUAGCAUAAUAGCAAUUGAUUCAACAAGCAGCAUCAAAGUACAAUAAACGCAUCAUGAACAUUUUCCUGUCUCUAGCCUGUUGUCUGGCCUUAAGUGUGGCCUUAACAUCCGCUGGCCGUCCUUCAGCCAAUUAUUUGCCUCCAAAUUUUGGUCCCGUUGGAGCAGCGGGUUCCAGCAAUUAUCCUCGCUAUCAUGGUGUUAGUGGAGUAUCACCCAAUCGACCUCAACAUCAUGCUGCACCCGCAGCAUUUCAUUCGGGUUCACAUUAUGGACAAAAUAGAGCUGCUGCACAAAUACCCAUUUUGAGGAAUGAUUUUACAAAUGAUGGCAAUGGUCAUUAUAAUUUUGGCUUCGAAACCGGCAAUGGCAUUAAACGCGACGAAAAUGGCCAUUUCAAUGGACCUUGGCCUCAUGGCUCUUUGGAUGUCAAAGGCUCCUAUUCCUAUACCGGAGAUGAUGGCAAAGUCUAUUCGAUCAGUUAUAAGGCCGAUAGCAAUGGCUUCCAGGCUGUAGGAGACCAUUUGCCCACACCACCACCCAUACCCAGAGAAAUUCAAGAGACCUUACAUUUGCAUCAACGUGGAGGUGGUGCCUCUGGCCAUCCAGGCUCUCAUUCUGCCUAUUCAACAGCUAGCCACUAUACCGUCUCUGGCAGCCAUCAUGCACCUUCGGCCAACUAUUUGCCUCCCUCCUCAUAUGGUGGUAGACGUCAUUAACCUCAAACUCGAUCUCGAUUUACAUAUUUAAACGAAACAA
This is a messenger RNA of Stomoxys calcitrans (stable fly), 791 nucleotides long. It is a transcript of the gene Cpr11B, whose product is annotated as pupal cuticle protein 20. Gene Ontology annotation, molecular function: structural constituent of chitin-based larval cuticle. Lineage: Eukaryota; Metazoa; Arthropoda; Insecta; Diptera; Muscidae. Gene Ontology annotation, cellular component: chitin-based extracellular matrix. The transcript is spliced from 4 exons. Bases 89 to 751 code for a protein of 220 amino acids. The record is from RefSeq and is a predicted model, not a curated record.